UAGCAGAAAUAGAUUUACAAAAAAGUCUCAUUCAACCUUUCUUUUCCAGUUAGUGUUUACAGUGUCAGUACUGUAGUAAACUUACAAUGCUGACAUCCAGUUAAGAAAAUGGGAGAAGUACUGAGAUCAACUAAUGUCAGCACCAAGUUUAAUAAAGCAUACUACACUGUCUGAAGGACUGAGUACAACUGUCAGCAGCAAGAUUAAUAAACAUACUACACGGAAGCACUGAGUACAACUACUGUCAGCACCUCUUCAGUAUUAUUGACAAUUAUUUGUUCCAGUUGUCAGUAUUUGACUGAACUGUUUAGAAAAUCUAGUUUCUAACUUUUCUGUGGAAUUAAGGUAACAAAAUGGGGUUCAGUGUACACAUUAUAUCUCACAUUUAAUAAUGUGAAAGACAAUAUUAAAAAAUCCUAAUUCAAGACUGUUUUAAAUAAUUAUUUCUAUAUUCUUACCUUGAAACUAUUAUGUUAGUCCUAGUCUUACCCCUAUUGUGAAAAUAUUGGCUGUAACCAUGUCCCUACUACGAAAAUAUUAGACAUAGUUUCACCCCCUAUUAUGAAAAUAAGUCUUACCUCUGUUAUUAAAAUUAUAGUCAUUAUCUUAACAUUAACUGCUUUCAAAAACCUGAGUAUUUGUUAUUUUAUUUUAUAUCUUUGAAAUAUUCCUUGCAUAUCAUUAUUCUGACAAUUUUGAUUUUUUCACUGUAAAAUGUAAGUGAAUAUAGUAUAUGAAUCAAGUCUUCAUUGGAGACUGCAUUAAAUGAGAGGCAAUAGAAAGAGAGAAUACAAAAUGUGCACUUCAGUAAGUCUAUUGUUAUUUGAAGAACAGCAAAUCUUCUGUUAUGUGAAGUAGUGAAUAACAUUCAAUGAAUUACUGAUUUAUUUAGUGUUAAAACUUGAAAUAAAAUAAAGUCAACAUGAAGGUAGUAGGAAAACAACAUCAGUGUUCUGUUUGUGAAAAAGUUUUUCCAACUAAUUAUAAACUCAUGAGACAUAACAGUACUCAUACGGGAGAGAAGCCAUAUAAGUGUUCAGUGUGUCUGAAAGGUUUUGUUGGUAAAUACUUAUUAAAACAACAUGAGAGAGUUCAUACAGGAGAGAAGCCAUAUCAGUGUUCAGUGUGUCAGAAAGACUUUAGAAAUAAAUACUCGCUAAAUAAACACAAGAGAAUUCAUACAGGAGAGAGGCCAUACCAGUGUUCAGUGUGUCAGAAAGACUUUAUGAAUAAAUAUACUUUAAAACAGCAUGAGAAAAUUCAUACAGGAGAGAAGCCAUAUCACUGUUCAGUGUGUCUGAAAGAUUUUAUUGAUAAAUCCUCACUAAAUAAACAUCAGAGAAUUCAUACAGGAGAGAAGCCUUAUCAGUGUUCAGUGUGUUUGAAAGAUUUCAGUGAUAAAUCUUCACUAAAUAAACAUCAGAGAAUUCAUACAGGAGAGAAGCCAUAUCAGUGUUCAAUGUGUCAGAAAAACUUCAGUCACAAAACCUCACUAAAUAAUCAUGAAAGAAUUCAUACAGAAAAGAAGCAAUAUCAGUGCCCUGAAUGUCCCAAAAACUUCUUAAAAAAAUCCUCACUAUAUGAACAUCAGAGAGUUCAUGAAGGAGAGAAAUCAUAUCAUUGUUCAGUGUGUCUGAAAGACUUUAUUAAUGAAUCCUUACUCAAACAGCAUGAGAGCAUUCAUACAGGAGAGAAACCCUAUCAGUGUUCUGUGUGUUAUAAAGACUUUACAAGCUGGGAUCACCUGAAUUCACAUAUGAAACUACAUAUUGGAGAGAAGCCAUAUCAGUGUGAAGUUUGUACAAAAUUAUUUGCAGGAAAAAGUUCUCUGGCAAAACAUAUGCGCUAUCAUACUGGAGAGAAGCCAUUUCAGUGUUUAAUGUGCCAUAAAGCUUUUAUAGAAAGUGGUCACCUCAUUACACACAUGAGAAUUCAUACUGGAGAGAAGCCAUUCAAGUGCUCAUUGUGUACAAAACGGUUUUCAGAAAAAUCUUCUUUAGUGAAACACAUGAGGAUUCAUACAGUAGGAAAAAUACACGAGUGUUUUGAGUGUCAUAAAAUAUUUUCUAGUAACUCUCUUUUAGUUCAGCACAUGACACUUCAUAAAGAUGAUAAACCAUACAAGUGUUCAGUGUGUCAGGAAAGUUUCUCAACAGAAGAAAGUUUAGAAGAACAUUUUAAAGUUCAUAUAGGGGAAAACACAUACAAGUGUUCAGUGUCCGGAAAACUUCUCAACGAAGAAAUUUAA
Molecule: messenger RNA, 2248 nt
Organism: Cherax quadricarinatus
Lineage: Eukaryota; Metazoa; Arthropoda; Malacostraca; Decapoda; Parastacidae
Product: zinc finger protein 845
Source: RefSeq, a predicted model, not a curated record